AUGCAGCGCGAGAACAUGUACAACACCUUCAAGGCGUGGACCGACCAGGAUGUGUUUGAUGCAGGAGUGAUGAUCAUCAGUGACAAGACCAAGAUGAUGCUUGGUUCAUCUGAUGGUCGUUGCUGGUGCCGUCGCCGCCGCGGGGAGGGUGCCAUGGACAUACACCAGGUUCAGGUUGAAGAACGCCAUGGCAAAUUCAACUUCAAGAUCAACGUGUGGGGUGCGAUUGGACCACGUGGUGUCAGUGAGCUUGUGCUCAUUGAGGGCAAUCUUACUGCUGUCCAGUACAUGACAAUCCUUGAGCAUGCGCUCAUCCCCCUCUACAAUGACUACAAGUCCUGCCCACACUCUUUCCUCUACUUCCAGCAGGAUAAUGACCUGAAACACACGUCGAAGCUGGCAAAGCAGUGGCUCAAGGACAACAACAUCAAUGUCUUCCCAUGGCCCGCCAAAUCUCCUGACAUGUCGACCAUCGAGAACGGCUGGGCCGAGCUGAAGCAUCGGGUCCGAUCCCACCCACGUUACAAUGAAAUUCGGACACCAGCAGAGCUUUUUGAGGUUGCAAAGCAGGUGUGGAACUCGGAGACUUUCUGCCAGUAUGUCAUUCACUUGUACAAGUCUUUUCCUUGCCGGCUCGAGCAACUGAAAGAAAACAACUUCUAUUGGAUCAACUACUAA
Molecule: messenger RNA, 678 nt
Organism: Mycena citricolor
Lineage: Eukaryota; Fungi; Basidiomycota; Agaricomycetes; Agaricales; Mycenaceae
Source: the annotation of a GenBank genome assembly